CGUCAUCGGAGAAGGGACCAAACAGAACAGUCCAUCAGCUUUCAGCCCAUCCUAGACUUAGAUAACGGCGAAUAUAGCUGUAUGGUACAGGCUGAAGAUGGUCAACAUUUUAAUGCGACUUUCAUACUGAACGCGACGGAAUGCCGACCAAACUAUCAUGGCGAGGCUUGCAGCCAAGCGUGUGACUGUCUGUAUGGAGGGACAUGUGACAGGUGGGAGGGUUGUCUGUGUCCCCCGGGACGUCACUCAUGGAGACAGAUGUGAGCUCAAAUGCGCACCUGGCAGUUUUGGCUUAAACUGCAGCAUGAAGUGUAACUGUGACAACAACGCCUCGUGUGAUCCAGUUAAUGGUAGCUGUAUUUGUGCUGAAGGACAGUCGGAUGACUUCUGUGAGAACAUCUCCGUUCCUGAUAAGAAUCAAGUUCUUGUUGUUGUAUUAGUGUCCGUUAUCCCGACCAUUGCGAUGAUCGGUUGUAUCGUGACCGGUAUCGUGGUAAAACAGAGACACAGGCGUUCAAGAACACCGGAACGCCAAACCGUUAACUUAGAGAUGACGUCCAUUAUAGAAACACUUUCGUCAUGGGAAAUAGGAAAAGACGACAUUCGUUUCGAACACAUGAUCGGCGAGGGAGAGUUCGGCCAUGUCGUACGGGGAAGACUGCGCGUGCCCGAAGGUUACCAGGUUUUGGUGGCCGCUAAAAGUAUCCGGCCUGACCGCAUGACAGCGUCGACUGUCCGUGACUUUCGCCGCGAGAUGGACAUCCUCGCCAGGAUACACGAGGACAAAGACGUGCACCCGAACGUGGUGAAGUUUUAUGGCGUUAUGACUAAGUCUGACCCUCAAUAUAUCCUUGUGGAGUACGCGAGCAAUGAAGAACUGCGGCGGUACCUGUGGAGUUUGCGUGAACUGUACAAGACCACGGGGAAUGGGAGACUGUUAGAGCGGCUGGGUUUUGCUUGUGACGUGGCCUGUGGAUUAUCAGAGCUGACACGUCUGAAGAUCGUCCACAGGGACAUCGCAGCCCGUAACGUCGUCAUCAGCGACAGGAAGGUGGCCAAGAUUGCGGAUUUCGGACUGUCGCGUGACGUUUACACGUCGUCGGCGUACAAACGCACCAACCAGGGCGGGGAGGAGGAGCUGUUGCCGCUGAAGUGGAUGGCGCUGGAGUCGUUACGGGACGGGGUGUACACGUGCGAGAGUGACGUGUGGUCGUACGGCGUGCUGCUGUGGGAGAUCGCCAGCUUUGGGGAGGAGCCGCGCUAUGCUGGGGGUCCUAUGCACCCGGAUGUUUGCACACUGCUGGAACUACUGAAGAAAGGAGUCCGUCUGCAACAGCCGGAGAACUGUCCGAUGUCUGUGUACCGCAUCAUCAGGUCCUGUUGGAUAGUCAACCCACUGAAGCGGCCGACACCUGAUGAACUAUUCCGGAGGAUAGACCAAAUGAGGCCACAAAGACAUGCUGCCCACCUGACCAAUCACAACAUUUGAUAAUCGAUUUCAGAACAAUGGUCAGUGACCACAGAGGCGUGCUAAGUGACCAUAGAGCCCCGUACGACGGUGAUUAAGAAUCCUCUUGGGUGAUUGCUCACAAUGUCCCUUCUACCUUCUCGGAACUUAGUAAGAGUGACUUACUAGUCUGGUAUCCUAGACAUUAGUGUAUAAAGACAUACUGCGCCCUAUUACACAUGCAAAUCUAUUUUACAAGCGCUUUCGUCUCAGGGCCAAGGACAGAAGAAACUCUGCCAGCUGAAUGUGAGAUUUCAGUACCAGGGCGAGGAACAGAGGAACAUCGCUUCCUCUCACCGAACCAGCAGUGACAGCACUCCUUCUCGCACUUGAACCAGAGAGCCCAGGGACGUUCAGGAGUACUAUCGUGACCACGAGUAUAGCCGCUUUCACUGUCAUGACCAGGAGAAGGAACAAUAUCUUGACUAGAAGCACAAACAGCUGAGACAGAGGGUUGCUGACGUUUUGCGGCUUGCGGUGCUGGCUGGUUACCUUUACCUGGUAACUUUUUCAGAAGCAUUGCGUACUGACAGCAAUCUGACAUUUCUCGAGUUCAAAUGUUGUGUGAAAAAUAUGUUUAGAUUAUAUACCACUGUUGAGGUCUAUAGGCGUUUGUCUGGCGCUCGCCGCGCUCUUUUGGCGCUCAUCGUGCUCUCAUAGCGCUCAACCAGCAGCUGCUGCGCCGCGUGCCUGCGAAGCUGGUGUGUUACGCCGAAGGGCGGUUAUACCGGCUAUAUAGAUACAGGUACAGAUACAGAUCAUUGUUGCAUCGCCAUCCACGGCGCUCCCUCUUCGCUCUCGCCGCGCUGUCAUGGUGACCCCACCCACGGUCAAAUUUGCUAUCGCAGCGAGAGCGCCGUGAGAGCUCUAUCCUAUUUGAUUUGGGGUAUAAAGUAAAUGACAAUGAUUGUCUCAGUUGAAAGGUAACAAAUGUUGCUGAAUCUGGCGACACGGA
This is a messenger RNA of Branchiostoma floridae (Florida lancelet), 2462 nucleotides long. RefSeq names its product proto-oncogene tyrosine-protein kinase receptor Ret-like. Bases 158 to 1489 code for a protein of 443 amino acids. Gene Ontology annotation, biological process: multicellular organism development; protein phosphorylation; cell surface receptor protein tyrosine kinase signaling pathway. Gene Ontology annotation, cellular component: signaling receptor complex. Lineage: Eukaryota; Metazoa; Chordata; Leptocardii; Amphioxiformes; Branchiostomatidae. The transcript has a single exon. Gene Ontology annotation, molecular function: transmembrane receptor protein tyrosine kinase activity; ATP binding. The record is from RefSeq and is a predicted model, not a curated record.